Molecule: messenger RNA, 408 nt
Organism: Meloidogyne enterolobii
Lineage: Eukaryota; Metazoa; Nematoda; Chromadorea; Rhabditida; Meloidogynidae
Source: the annotation of a GenBank genome assembly
AUGGAGCAAACUUUCGCCAGUUUUUUAAAUUUUAAGGAUAUUGAGCAAGAGGGAGCUAAGCCAUUUUUGGCUCAUACUUUCGCUUCUCCGACUGAAAUGCCUCAAAAUGCUGUUGAGCAAAGAGUUUUGGAGGGAGCAGCAGAAUUUUGGGACUGCUCCUGGCAUCCAUUAACAAAGGAAGUCAAUAAAAUGUUAAAAAAUGGAGAGAAAUUGGACUACUCCACAUUUCUUGGAUUUUUGGAUCAUAACUACGAGCUGUCAACUUGGUGUAAUCAAUGCUUUGAGACGAUAUUUGGAAUGAAACAAGAAGAAAUCAUAAAAAUUCAAGAAGGAAAUACUUAUUCUUAUAAAUUCUUUGUAUGCAAAGAUUGUGCGCAAAUUAUUAAAUAUGCAACUUUUCAUUUUUAA